This is a messenger RNA of Trematosphaeria pertusa, 1518 nucleotides long. Its product is annotated as cytochrome P450. Gene Ontology annotation, molecular function: iron ion binding; oxidoreductase activity, acting on paired donors, with incorporation or reduction of molecular oxygen; monooxygenase activity. Bases 110 to 1513 code for a protein of 467 amino acids. Gene Ontology annotation, biological process: sterol metabolic process. The transcript has a single exon. The record is from RefSeq and is a predicted model, not a curated record. Lineage: Eukaryota; Fungi; Ascomycota; Dothideomycetes; Pleosporales; Trematosphaeriaceae.
CACCCAAACCCCGCUACCCCGCUACCCCGUAGCCUCCGUCAAGAUAGACGGGCGGCAUGUCCACCCCUCGCAGCAGACCGCUCCCCUGGACAUAGAGGAAGGCUCUAAUAUGCCGAAGCCAGACCCUCAGCUCCCGCUCGGUACAUCAUCCACACUGCGCGGCCUCUCCGAGACAUUUUCGUUCCAUGCCUCUCCCGAAUCGUUCAUUACUUCGCGAAUCCUCGACUUCCACAAGGAACACCCGCAACUCGUAGCAUCUCGGACCGUGAUACGGGCUAAGGUGCUCAAUCGUGAUGUUGCCGUCGUCUCGUCGCACGCGCAAAUCAGCCAAGUCCUGCGGGACGAGAGCUCUCAGUACGAAGCAUGCGGUGCGUACAACGAGUUGAUGGCGCCUUUCUUUCCGUCGCCAAAUCUGUUACUGACGGACGGAGCGCAACAUCGACACAUGCGGAAUAUAUGGGAAGCCAAAAUCAGCGCGCUCCGAGCCGAUUCCGUCUCUUUGGUCCAAGAGCUCACAAAACAUCAUUUCGAGGCCGCGCUCUUCGGCUCUGAGGUGGACAUAUAUGAGUGCAUGAAGACACUGUCAUGGAAGAUCCUUCUCGGCGUAUUCCUCCGUCUGGACUUCAGCGACCCACUCUUUACGACCAUCGCAAGCCUGCAAGAAGAUCUUCUGCGUGGUCAGUUUUCCGUGUUUCCAGUCAGCAUCAAUGCUGGCUUCUGGUCUUCACCGCGGAGGAAGGGUGUUGACGCAAAAAAGAAACUACAGGGGUUGAUUCUAGAUCAUCUCGAAUCGAAAAAGAGCGCGUGUCCUUUCUCAGCUCCGGAUAGCAAUGCGCUGGAGGACUUGGCGAAUCACACGCUCUUGAUAACGAGUAGCCUUGCAACCAAGGCCAUGGCGUCUCUGUUGACUGCGCUAUGUCUGAACCUGUACCUGCACGAAGGCAAAGGCGAAGGCGGACAGACAGCAGCAGAGGAAUUACUCAGCCAAAACGACAUCGAGCGGUGUUCAGGUCGACUUCGAUCGAUCCUGCUGGAGACCGAGAGGCUCAGCCCGCCUAUCGUAGGAAUCAUGAGAAGGUCCACAGGCAAUAAUGUCAUCUCUUCUCCAGCAGAGGAGGCGGAUGUGCUAGUGCCCAAAGGAUGGGAUUGCUGGCUAUAUUUCGUUGGCGGAGGUCGCGAUCCGGCGGCUGUUGGCCCUACGUGGGAUCGGUUCGACCCGAGCAGGUAUCAUGAAGAUGGACGCACGCCAGAGGGAACGGCAUUUGGCGCAGGCCCAAAGACGUGCCUAGGUAAGAAUCUGGUGCGUGGAAUGGCGUUGUCUGUGGCUACAACAUGGCUUCGCAUGGGUCUGCGUGUUGAGGGAAAGAUUACUGCGCGUGGAGUUCGAGGAUGGCUGGGAUGGGAGCGGAAUGAUGCUAUAAGGCCAGAAGACUGGGCGGCAGACAUGAAGCAGCUGCCCACGCAAAGGCCGUCGAAACCUGUCAUGGUGCGACUGGUCCGUAGCGAAAAGUAGGGACU